AUGGAAUGUGCAAGUAAUGUAGCUCUAGUUAUUGAAAUAUUGUCAUACUGUUCUAAUAAGCUUGGAUCUAGAAUCAAUAAGCUUAAGAAAGAUUUAACUCAUAAUCCAGAUGAUGAGUAUAUUAAAUCUUUCAUUAGAUAUGCUUCAACUAAUUUAAUAGAAUUUGAUCCGAAGAAAUUAAAUGAUGUGGAUAAGUUCAAAAUUUCUGUUGUUUGUCAAUCUUAUUAUGAACAACUCGAUAAAAUUGAUAAAAGUGAGAUUCCUCAAAAUUUUAUAGAACAUCUCAGAAAGGUGGGAUCUUAUGUUGCUUCAGCGAUAAAUAUAAUGGAAUAUGCAAGUAAUGUAAAGUACAAAAACUUAUUUUCUAAUAUCGAAUUGCAUAUAAUAGAGCCUAUUAACACAAUUAUCACAACUACUCAGCCCAUAUAUUCAUGGGAAUAUGUUAUCAAAAGUUUUGUUCAUAAUCACGUAGAUUAUGAGCGUUUCAUGGAUGAAUGUUUGAAAAAUGAAAACAUCGUGAGAAGACUAAAAUGGUUAUAUUAUGACGGGACAGAACUUAAGCUGGAUAAUGAUAAUAUCGAAAUACCCGUUUAUUUACAUGCUGAAAUGAAUAUAUUGGCCAGCAUGAUAGAUCAGGAAGAUAAAAGUAAGACGUUUAUAGCAGUAUCCAAAAGAUGUUGCUACUUAUGUGAACUGUAUAUUGAUUUUGCAAGAAAACGAGGAUAUAAUAUUAUCAUUUCUGGGACAUGUGGGAAGAUAUAUCGUGAAUGGCAACUCCCACAAGUUGCAAGUAUCGACUUCAGGAUCGAAUCUCUUAAAUAUAUACUAGAAAAUCUUGAUCGAGUCAUAGAAAACAAAAUAAAACUAGUUACAGAUGCUGAUUCUGAUAGUUACACAAACAGUCAACAUGAACAAGAAAUUUAUAGACUCAUUAUGGGAGAUAACUUUAAUUAUGCAUUUUAA
Rhizophagus irregularis DAOM 181602=DAOM 197198 is the source of this 963-nucleotide messenger RNA. RefSeq lists its product as uncharacterized. NCBI's taxonomy places the organism in Eukaryota, Fungi, Glomeromycota, Glomeromycetes, Glomerales, Glomeraceae. The record is from RefSeq and is a predicted model, not a curated record.